GAGGCUCCGGUGUCACAACCGCACGCGGUUGGAAUAUUUUGAAGUAUAAGGCGGAUGUUGUCUUGCCUUUAGUGCUAAAUUGUCACCUCAAUCGACUCCUGUCUGUGUAUUUAAUUUUCCUACCAGUAGUAUAUAUAUAUAAUAUAUAUAUAUAUAUAUAAAUCCACACGAAUUUUAGCUUGACUGGCCGAAAUGGUGGCUGCACGUGCGCCUUCUUGUUAGGCGACUUUACAGGAUACAAGAUUUUUAUCGUCAACAUUUCCACAUUUUGGCUUUAUUUUCUGUGUUUUUUCCCCCCCCUGACACCAUUAUCAUCUGUUCAGAUGGAGAAGCAACUCGCUGAGGCAGAAGCCAACCAUCGAGAAAAUCACCAGAGCGCUUCUGAGCCUACAGCCCGAGCAGGUUGGAACAGUAAAAUCGAGUAUUUUUUGGCGCAGGUGGGAUUCAGCGUCGGGCUUGGGAACGUCUGGAGGUUUCCAUAUUAUUGCCAUCAGAAUGGAGGCGGAUCGUUUUUGUUGCUCUACGUGGUGAUGAUGCUGGUUGUAGGCACACCAUUGUUCUUCCUUGAGCUGGCAGCCGGUCAGGCGAUCCGACAGGGAAGCAUCGGAGUGUGGAAGUACAUCUCGCCCAGGCUAGUUGGGAUCGGAUACUCCAGCUGUGUGGUGUGCUUCUUUGUGGCUCUCUAUUACAACGUAAUCCUCGCAUGGAGCCUCUUUUAUCUUGGUAACUCCUUCCAGAGCCCUUUACCUUGGACAAAGUGUCCAGAGCAGGGGCAUAAUCUAACAGUUACGGAAUGUGAAGCAAGCUCGCCUACCUCGUAUUUUUGGUACCGUAAAGCUUUGGAUAUCACCGACUCCAUCAGCGAGACAGGCACUUUCAACCCGUACAUUAUUGGCUGUCUGCUGGCGGCAUGGACCCUUGUGUGCCUGGGAAUGAUCAAGGGAAUCAAGAGCUCUGUCAAGGUGAUGUAUUUCUCCUCCAUCUUCCCCUACGUGGUGCUGUUCUGCUUCCUUGUGCGGGGUUUUCUACUUGAUGGUGCCCUGGAAGGCAUCACCCACAUGUUCUACCCCAAGCUGGAGAUCUGGGCAGACAUUCAGGUGUGGCGGCAGGCGGCCACGCAGGUUUUCUUCGCUCUGGGUUUGGGCUUCGGAUCCAUUAUUGCCUACUCCUCCUACAAUCCCAAGAACAACAACUGCCACCGUGAUGCCUUCACUGUCUCCUUAAUAAACUUCCUCACAUCCGUGCUGGCUACGCUGGUGGUGUUUGCUGUGCUUGGCUUUCGCGCAGCUUCAGAAUGUAUUGAGAGUAACAUGAAGCUGCUGUCAGAGCAGAUCCGGAGCGGUUCUGUGGACCCAAACAUGAUGCCAAGCUUUGACUACUCUGAACCUCGUUCUGUUACCCUGGAGAGUUACAGGAGCUGGUUCAAACAACAUGGAGAACAUAUCGCUGGAAAUUUGACUGGCUGCAGCCUGGAAAAGGAAAUGCAGAAGGGCGUGGAAGGAACCGGCCUCGCUUUUAUCGCUUUCACAGAGGCCAUUUCUUUGUUGCCUGGCAGCCCGUUCUGGUCAGCCCUGUUCUUCCUCAUGCUGCUCAACUUGGGCCUCAGCACCAUGUUCGGCACCAUGGAAGGCAUCCUCGCCCCACUCACCGACCGCUUCAAGACUCUGGCAAACAACAAGACCAAAUUCACAAUUUUUAGCUGCGUCAUCGGCUUUCUAAUUGGCCUGCUCUUCACUCAACGCUGUGGAAACUACUUUGUCAUGAUGUUUGAUGACUACUCUGCCACCUUGCCUCUCAUCAUCGUGGUGGUAUUUGAGACCUUCAGCGUGUCUUGGCUAUAUGGAGCUGACCGAUUCCUGGAUGACAUCGAGGGGAUGCUAGGCUGGCGCCCUAAUGUGAUCUACAAGUACUUGUGGAAGUACAUCUGUCUGCUGGCCAUGUUGGCACUGCUGGUGGCCACCAGCGUGCGCAUGUGCAUCGAAAGACCAACUUAUUUGGCGUGGACGCAAGAGACGGCUUCUGAGAUGAAGGUACCAUACCCAGACUGGGCUCUAGCUGUCCUAGCUUUGCUCAUCAUAUUCGCCAUGUUGCCUGUCCCCGUGGGCUUGAUCUACACUCUUCUGCAAGACAGAAUGAGGGGACACUUGGAUGAUACAAAGCCUGGUCAGUACAGUAUUGUUAACACUGAGGACAGGUUUGAAACCCCAAUGACGGAAUUGUCAGGCGUGAGCCAACGCAACGGAGAUGCAAGUUCUUACUAACUUCUGGGUGCUCUCCAUUUCUAUUACACGCCACACAUGUCUGUAAGUCUUGUUGACUGUGGACUGUUUGAUGGGACUGUUAUUUAUUCAUGCCAGUGAUCAACUUCUUCAUUUGUUUUUGGUUGAGGAAAACCUGAUUUCAAAAGCCUUCUAGUUCGUAAGCGUCAGCAAAUAUUCAAAAUGCGAUCUAUUUGUAUUUUGUCAUAUCUUGACUAGACGUCCAUACAGUAAGGGACAUGACUACCUUCAUUGUAUAAAAGUCUCGAUGGACGGCUUCUGUGUCCUAGUCCUCGUUGUCAUUAGUUGACAACAAGCAUUUUCAAAGUGUGGAAGAGAACAUACAGUAACUUGUUUGGGAACUCCCCCACUACCUGAACAUUUUUUUUUCUAGACACCCCAGACUUUGUUCACUCUUUCAUCGUUAGAACUGAAAUCAUACAGUGAUACCUUGCUUUUCGGUAAUAUUCCAUUUCAAAAGGUCAAACAAAAACCGAAUCGUACGAAAACCGAAGCAGUUGAUCACACAAGAAAUAAUAUAAAUUCAAUUCAUCCCUUCCAGACACCCAAAAAUAUAAAACAUUUUUAAUUGAGAGUUUUUGCAGUUUUACAUGCAGACAACCAUAUGAAAUACACAUACAGUAAAUGAUCAACAUUUAACAUUAUUAUUAUUACAUUUACUGAAGACUUGUUGGCAAAGACAGCGAUGAGCUGACAGAGGAGAGGGGAGAAGACCCACUUUUCGACUUGAGUUCUUUCUUGAAUUCAAUAGUUUCUCACCUUCUUUAUUUAAAUGAUGGUACUCACAACUUUCUUUGACCCCACAAUAGCUUAUUUUGCAGCCAUCCUGAUUUGAGAUAAAAAAAGCCCAGACUGAGUCACAAACUUGUUGGGUUUCUUUGUUUGGGCACUCUAUUUUGUAGAAUAAUACGCAAAUUAGGUUAGAAAUAAAAAUGUAAUUAUUUAAAUUUUUGUUAUGUGCAAUGUGUGUCUGUAUAAUAACCGUGACGGUAUGCAAAAGCUAGGGUCCAAAUGUUGUCAAAAACCGAAUCAUAAGAAAAGUGGCUGUAUGAAAACUGAGACACCCCUGUACUUUUGCAUUUUAAACAUACCAGCAGUUAACACUAGCAGGUUUUAUUUUUUCCCCUCCUUAUUCUUCUCAAGCUGCUGGUCCUUUUCUAGUGCCAAAACCAAGGGAGGCUCGCCUCAUGUAAAAAAAUGCUGCACAACAGCACUAAUUCCAGCUAUAGGCAUGACAGGUUGAAAACAGGCUCAUUCGCUACUUCUUCAUUCCUCCAGUUUUAGAUAUUUAAUGUGUAAUUGAAAUAUUUGAUUGUUGUGUUCAAAACAUGUUUGUCAUGGUCUUGUACCAGCUGUGUAGACAAGACACAAAAAUGUAUGUUGAGCUGACAUUAUUUUUAGAAAUAGACAUGCAGCAGUUUUUAAAGGUUCAGCUGAAGACCUGUUAGAUUUUAUGCAUUGUUGAAUUAUAAGGUUUGUGAAGGUUUUUUCACUAAUACACAAUUAUUAAUUUAUCGCCCACCGCUUACCCUCUUCAGGGUCACUGGUCCUGUCUGUUUUUUUUACACAAAUUCUGUUCUUUGAAAUUCAGGGGUUUACUGUGUGAACGAUUCACGUUUGAAUGCUGCCAAAAGCAAGUGCCUUUUUUAAUGAGGCAGAUUAAGGCAUGUACAGUUAAAAAACCUUUACGUUUGUAUACAGUCUGUAUAAAUAUUUUGUCAAGAAAAAUGUAAUUUAAUUCCUCUGUAAAAUGUUUUUACUAUCAAAUGUUUUUUAUUAAAACAUUUUUUACAGCAAAAAUAUUUACAUUUUUGUUUUCUUUUUUACAUUUUUUCUUGUGUUUCUAUUUGCAAAUGUCCACACCCUUUUAGUGAUUUUGUUUUGUUUGUUAGUGUGCUUGUCACUCUUUAAAGUCGUCCUUCAGCUUUGUUUGCCCUUGUUUGUAUUUCCACUUUUUAAAAAUAAGCGUCAGUGUUUUAACAGUGUGCGUCCCUGUAAAGCUGUGAAAGAAAAAGCAGGCACUCGACAUGAAUGCGAUUGUACUUGUUUUUGAUAUUGGCAUAAAACAAAAACAAUACAUUUAAUGUAAUGAGCAAAGUGUUUGUAUUUCCACUUUUUUAAAAUAAGCGUCAGUGUUUUAACAGUGUGCGUCCCUGUAAAGCCGUGAAAGAAAAAGCAGGCACUCGACAUGAAUGCGAUUGUACUUGUUUUUGAUAUUGGCAUAAAACAAAAACAAUACAUUUAAUGUAAUGAGCAAAGCAAUGUGUUAUCCAACUGCUAAACUUG
Messenger RNA from Entelurus aequoreus (snake pipefish), 4565 nucleotides. Its product is annotated as sodium-dependent neutral amino acid transporter B(0)AT2-like. Gene Ontology annotation, cellular component: membrane. The record is from RefSeq and is a predicted model, not a curated record. Lineage: Eukaryota; Metazoa; Chordata; Actinopteri; Syngnathiformes; Syngnathidae. The coding region runs from base 324 to 2261 and encodes 645 amino acids. Gene Ontology annotation, biological process: sodium ion transmembrane transport. The transcript is spliced from 12 exons.